Cucumis melo (muskmelon) is the source of this 1597-nucleotide messenger RNA. RefSeq lists its product as uncharacterized. NCBI's taxonomy places the organism in Eukaryota, Viridiplantae, Streptophyta, Magnoliopsida, Cucurbitales, Cucurbitaceae. The coding region runs from base 86 to 1387 and encodes 433 amino acids. The record is from RefSeq and is a predicted model, not a curated record. The transcript is spliced from 2 exons.
AAACCCCCAAAAUUUCCUUCUCCAUUUUAUUCUUUGAAAUCAAAACACAGCCCUAAAAUCACCAUUGUUAACCCCUUCGCCCAGAAUGGACGACAGUUUUAAAGUUCGUGUCGACAGAAUCUUUGGUUCUCUCUCUUCCUCAUCUACUGCGUCUUCUUCAUCCUCACCUUUCAAUUCAUCUCUCUCUUCUCUAUGGUCCCUUACCGACGAUGAAAUCGAGAGGAGAGAGUGGAUCAAAGGGAAAGAGGAAGAACAACCACCCGAAUCGGACCUCGAACCGACCUCGUUCUUCGACGGCCGAACGAAGGUAAACGAGAGGAAUUUAUUUGGAUUUCGAGACGAUUUCGAGGAUGACCUCGAUGAUUUGGACGAAAAUCCAAAGUCCAAUGGGUCGUCUAGUAAGUUCCCUAAACCUGAUGAUUAUGGAGGUGAAGAAUGGGAAAUCAAGUCCUCCAUUGGGCGGGAUUGCACGCUUGAUUAUGAGGAAGAGGAAGAUGAGUAUGAUAAAGUUGCAGUUGGCAAGGAGAAAAAUGGAGAUCGGUUGUAUAUGAAAGACGUAACUGACUGUGGUAUUGAAAUAGGUUCAUCCACCGAGCUUCCUACUUCUAUAAGGAAUUUCACCAGAGAUCCACGCGCUAAUCACUUGGCUGCAAAAGUUAGACUCAAGGAAGAUGCAGAAGCUUCUAAAACAAUCGAUUCGUUGCAUGUCUCUAAGAACACUGCUGUAGCCAUCACAGAUUCUGAAAGCAACGCUUUCCAAAACCCAAAAUCUAUUCUUAAAAGGAAAGAUAAUCAUCUAGAUGCGAAGUCGCACAAGCGUGUCCGAUUUGACCCUGAAUGUAAAAUUCCUCAAAAUUCUCAAGAAUCUAAAGAUUUCGUUGUGAAAACAAACUCUUUGCCCAGAGGUGCAGAGGUUGGCAACGAAGUGACCUUCCCAUCUCAAGGCACUCAAGUCCCCGACUACUUACUAAAUCCUUCAAGAUACACACAUUAUACUUUCAACUCGUCCAAUGAUGUAGACGAAGAGUCUAACAAGAAAGCUUAUAUGAAUUUCCUUCAGCUGGUGAGAGAAUCAAAGAGAAUCGAGUCCCAUCAGGAUGAUGCUUCAACUGGUCCUCCAAAAUCCAUCACCUUCAUACCAAAAAAGAAAGCAGAUGAUACAAUAAUGCUUGAAAAUUCUCCUCUGCAGAGUGGAGUUGAGAAGGAGGUUGUGCAAAAGAAAGGCAUGUCUAUCGGCAUUGCCGCUGUGGAUGAUCAGACGGAUGAUGUUUGUUCAAUGGAAGAAGAUGAGCCUGAUAAAUUAGAAAUUAGAAGAAACAGCUCACAGAAGCCAGACCGCCAGUACAGAACGAGAGCUAAUAAUAUGGAGUCGGAGGAGGAGGCCUGAAGCCUGAUUGAUAUAGCAAGACGCUGCUCUUAAAUUACACCUUUUUCCAUCGGGCAUUGUUUGUGUUGAACUGUUAUUGAUGGUCUUUUAAGGCACCUUGUUUGAUGUACGAUAUUUUAGGGACAUUGCAACAGUUGUUGACAGCCUAUUUGAGAUUGGGCAAGUUUACAAGUUACGGAUUGCAUCUAAAGCGAUCAAUUAACACAUCAA